Molecule: messenger RNA, 712 nt
Organism: Tripterygium wilfordii
Lineage: Eukaryota; Viridiplantae; Streptophyta; Magnoliopsida; Celastrales; Celastraceae
Product: TSET complex member tstD-like
Exons: 5
Coding region: 31-474 (147 amino acids)
Biological process (GO): intra-Golgi vesicle-mediated transport; intracellular protein transport; retrograde vesicle-mediated transport, Golgi to endoplasmic reticulum
Cellular component (GO): COPI vesicle coat
Source: RefSeq, a predicted model, not a curated record
UUGACCACACAAACAAAACAAAAAUCAAAGAUGUUGAUGGCCGUUCUCAUUUCCAACUCUGUCGGUAACAUUCUCGUCGAACGAUUCAAUGGCGUUCCUAUGGAGGAGCGGCUGCAUUGGCGGUCUUUUUUGGUGAAACUGGGAGCAGAUAAUCUAAAAGGAGCAAAAAAUGAACAGCUUUUUGUCGCUUCACACAAGUCGGUUUAUGUUGUUUACACCUUGUUUGGAGACGUCUGCCUUUACGUCAUUGGCAAGGAUCAAUAUGAUGAACUUGCUUUGGUAGAGGUGAUCUUCGUUAUAACCGCAUCAAUCAAGGAUAUAUGCCGAAAGACUCCAAGUGAGCGCUCAUUUCUUGACAAGUAUGGAAGGAUUUGUCUGUGUCUUGAUGAAAUUAUUUGGAAGGGAAUCUUGGAGAAUACAGAGAAAGAUAGGAUCAAGAGGUUGACAAGGUUGAAGCCUCCAACUGAGUUUUGAACAACAAAUGGCGUCGCUUGUAUGCAUCGAUCUGACUAAUAAACCUGCUGCAGAUAGUUUGAUAUCCGCGCCCUUUACAAGAUGAAAGCUGAUUAGUGUACCACUUUCAUGCUUACGCUUUCAACUGUUGUCUUGUAAUUAAUUUUGUUAGCAGUAACACAGAUUAUCGUAUUGUCUUUCAAGUCGAAAUAAUCUUCAUUGGAAAGUAAGCAAUAAAAGUUUCAAUGCUAUUGUGAUU